Molecule: messenger RNA, 709 nt
Organism: Impatiens glandulifera
Lineage: Eukaryota; Viridiplantae; Streptophyta; Magnoliopsida; Ericales; Balsaminaceae
Product: cyclin-dependent protein kinase inhibitor SMR6-like
Exons: 1
Coding region: 266-646 (126 amino acids)
Biological process (GO): regulation of DNA endoreduplication
Source: RefSeq, a predicted model, not a curated record
AUUAAAGUGGGUUUCUGUUAUUCUAUAUUAUGAUAAAGGGCAGCACUUCAUUUGGCUUUUAACCUUCCUUUACAUUAAAUGGUGAGUUCUUAUUCUCUUUCUGAGUGCCCAUACCCGUGUGACAUAAUAUUCAGAAUAUUAAACAUCACUGGUUAUUUAAUGCUUUUUUCAAAUAAAACCUUAUUUAUACUCUCCAUAAUUUCCCCCAUGAACAAACAUCUCUAAUUUCAUUCCCCUGUUUUCAUUUCUUCAGCAGAAUUCUCUCAUGGAGUUUCAUACCGAUGUUGGAAACAUAUGGGCAAUGGCUGGAUUAAUAAUACCACACAUGAGAAAUGAUCAUGAAAUACUAAAACCGACAGUUACUGUCCCAUCGCCGGCGGCGGUGGUGGCGCCGGAGAAGAAAAGGAAAGACCGUGGUGAUGAUGAUGAUGAUAAUGAUGAUGAUGAAGUAGUGCCCACAACGCCGCAAUCGGAAGAAGCGAGGAUUCCGAUCAAAUUGGAGUGUCCGCCGGCGCCGAAGAGGAGGAAGCCGGUGAUAAUAUCUCAGGCUUAUAGUCGCCGGCGACUAUUUGUCUCUCCGCCGGACUUGAACACUGUAUUUAUUCCGAUCCGGCGAGUUGGUGGUAUGAGGAUUUGCAAGAUAUAACCAACUUUAUUUAAAAGUCUUUUCUUUUCCUUUUCCAAUCCAACAUCCGUUUCUACUAUUUUC